Molecule: messenger RNA, 455 nt
Organism: Camelina sativa (false flax)
Lineage: Eukaryota; Viridiplantae; Streptophyta; Magnoliopsida; Brassicales; Brassicaceae
Product: protein GOLVEN 11
Source: RefSeq, a predicted model, not a curated record
UUCAGUUCAUACCCACAUACAAAUUUAUACGUACAUCAAGCCAAGGAAAGGAAAAAGGAAGACAAAAAUGGUGUCCAUAAGGGUUUUUUGCUAUCUUUUAAUAUUUUUCGUUUUGCAACUACACGCUAAGGUCUCCAAUGCAUACAUUAAUCGCCAAGGUAUAUAUCUACAUACGCCUCUACAAACGGAAAGCACUAGUAUUCAAAUUGCCAACAAGUUUGCUGAAGAUGUAGUUGUAAACCGAAAGACGUUGAAGCAUGUAAAUGUGAAGGUAGAGGCAAAUGAGAAGAAAGGUUUAGAGAUAGAGAGUAAAGACACGGUGAGGAAAAGAAAAAACAAGAAGAGACUCACCAAAACGGCGAGUUUAACGGCCGAUUAUAGCAACCCUGGUCAUCAUCCUCCUAGGCAUAAUUAAUAAUUAUAUAUACAUUUUUAUUAGAUGAAAGAAGAGCCUA